UCGUCUCCGUCUUGAUUAUUUCCCAAGCUUCCGCCUUGGUUUCUUGCUCAACUUUUCGCCAUCGAAGGAAACCUCCCGAAUCAGAAGCUCCAUUGAUUCCCUCUCUCUGUAUCUGUGGAUAAGCGGCGGUGGCUGUUGCUGAUUGAUCGCUUGAUCGCCUGUCUAGUCCCGAUGACGAAGGAAUUCAAUGUACCGCCGGUGGUGUUCCCCGCCAGCGGCAACCCCCCGGUCGGCAACCUCCAGCAGCGGCGGGUCCCCACGGCGCCAUUCCAGCCCCCUCGCUCCAGCGGCUCCAGCAUCCCGUUCAUGUCCUUCGUCAUCGGCGCUGCCACCACCACCUCCUCCAACAUCUACGGCGGUCCGAUCGGCGGCGGCGGCGGCCCCUCCGGCUCGGCUAGCUUCGAGGACGAAGAGCCGUUACUCGACGAGCUCGGGAUCCAUCCGGAUCAAAUCUGGAAGAAGACCAAGGCGAUUCUCAACCCCCUCCGCGUCAACCCCGCCGUCCACAAGGAUUCAGAUCUUUCCGGGCCGAUCAUCCUCUACCUCUCCCUCUGCCUCUUCCAACUCCUCGCCGGGAAAAUCCAGUUCGGCGUCAUCCUGGGCUGGAUCGUGGUAUCCUCGAUCUUCCUCUACGUCGUGUUCAACAUGCUCGCCGGGCGCAACGGCAAAUUGGAUCUCCAUACGUGUACGAGCGUUGUCGGAUACUGCCUGCUCCCGGUAGUGAUCCUAUCGGCCGCCUCCCUCUUCCUUCCUCAGGGCAGCUCCGGGCGUUUCAUCAUAGCUGGGAUUUUCGUGCUGUGGGCGACUAGGGCUUGCACGGGCCUGAUGGUGGCCCUCGCCGACGGAGAAGAGGAACACCGCGGCCUCAUCGCGUAUGCUUGCUUUUUGAUUUACACUCUGUUCUCGCUGCUCGUUAUAUUCUAGCCGGCAGGUUUAGUUGAAUUCUUACGAUGCUUCACUGGUGAUUGGGUGUUGAAAAAUUUUUGGGGUCAAUUGGCAAGAAAGAUAGUGAUGCAUGUUUUAUGACCAAUGUAUCUAGUGAUGCUUCUUGUUUUCGCCAUUUCUGUUGAUGAAUUUCUGUGUGCAGAGAUCUUAAACCCUUGAAUAGUUGCCGUAGUUGGUACGAAAUUUGAGUAACUGAGCUGAGAUGUGAUUAAUUGAUCAGUUUUAGCCAUCGAGUUAUCAUCUUGCUGGUGAUAAUGCGUAUUCUUUUUGUUAUUCGCACUGUGAUUCUAUCUGUUU
Punica granatum (pomegranate) is the source of this 1242-nucleotide messenger RNA. NCBI's taxonomy places the organism in Eukaryota, Viridiplantae, Streptophyta, Magnoliopsida, Myrtales, Lythraceae. The record is from RefSeq and is a predicted model, not a curated record.